AAGAGAAUUAUCUGUCAGAGAAUGGGAGGAAUGGUUAAAAAAUGUUGAAGAGGAACUAAAGGUGUUACAAUCUCCGCAAGAGAUAGUUGAUAUGGGAGCCAAAAGAGAAGCAUCUACUGAAUUAGAGGAUCAGAGUGAUAUACAGGAUAUGGAUAUCGACAUGUUAAGCAAAGAAGCAGAAGAAACUCCUCAAACUUCGUUACAUAUGGAACUGACUAAACUUCAGAUUACUCGACGUUAUUAUACUGAUGCUGUUUGUUUUAUUCACCAAAUACACACUGCUAUCCUGACACUUUGUCAGCUUCUUGUUUCUAUGAUCAAAUCAGAGAUUUUGGAGGCUAUUGAUUUUUUUGUCACAGCCUACACAUAUAAGAUGGAAUUUGCCGGAGAAGGGCUAAAGAAAAUGUUACACUUGAUUUGGACUAAAGAUAAUAAUGAUGAGGGAAAAGGAAUUCGGAAACGAUUGAUCGAAAGCUAUCGUAAACUGUAUUUCGAUUUUGAUAUUUCAAUAUUCGAUAAAGAGAAUGUAUACAUCAUAACGAGGAAUUUAAUAAGCUUGAUGUUCAAUGCGACUCUAGCUGAGUUAACGUCUUUAGAAUAG
Acaulospora morrowiae is the source of this 601-nucleotide messenger RNA. The record is from the annotation of a GenBank genome assembly. Lineage: Eukaryota; Fungi; Glomeromycota; Glomeromycetes; Diversisporales; Acaulosporaceae.